Rhizophagus irregularis DAOM 181602=DAOM 197198 is the source of this 1440-nucleotide messenger RNA. RefSeq lists its product as uncharacterized. The record is from RefSeq and is a predicted model, not a curated record. Gene Ontology annotation, cellular component: cytoplasm. Lineage: Eukaryota; Fungi; Glomeromycota; Glomeromycetes; Glomerales; Glomeraceae. Gene Ontology annotation, biological process: protein phosphorylation; signal transduction. Gene Ontology annotation, molecular function: protein binding; protein kinase activity; ATP binding.
AUGUUUAGUAACACCGAAUUUAGAUUUAAUAAAAAUUCAAAUGAAUGGAAUGAUUGGAUCGAAGAGGCCAUUUAUAAAAAACAUAUUAAAAAUUAUGAAUGUGAAUAUUUUUAUAAUGUUGAAGAAAUUGGUUAUGGAAGUUUUGGAAAAGUUUAUCGUGCAAAUUGGAAAAAUUCUGAUAAAUAUUUAGCAUUAAAAUCUUUUUUUAAUUUCAAUCAUGCCACAGUUAAAGAAAUUGUUAAUGAGCUUAAACUUCAACGCGAAGUUGAUUUUCAUGACAAUAUUAUUCGUUUCUAUGGAGUUGCAACAGAGGUUCAAAGUGAUAAUUCAAAGAGAUACAUGUUAGUAAUGGAGUAUGCUGACGGUGGUACUCUUCGAAAAUAUCUAAAAGAAAAUUUUGAAAUUCUUACUUGGAAUGAUAAAUUUAACAUGGCAUUACAGUUAGCUUCCGCUGUAUCAUGCUUACAUGAUGAAGGAAUCAUGCACCGUGAUUUGCACUCUAAUAAUGUGUUGGUUCACCAAAAUUCUAUAAAGUUGGCCGAUUUUGGAUUAUCGAAAAGGAUUGAAGAAUCUUCCAACCUUCAAUCAAAAUUAUUUGGAGUAAUUCCUUACGUCGAUCCAAAAAGUUUUAGCAGACAAAGAAACAAUAAUAAAGUAUAUUCCUUAAAUAAAAAGAGUGAUGUUUACAGCGUUGGAGUAUUAUUAUGGGAAAUAUCUAGUGGUCAACGUCCUUUUUAUGCUGAGGGAAAACCAUAUGAUAUCGGUUUGGCUGUAGAAAUUUUACAAGGUUUAAGAGAGAAACCUAUUCCUAAUACACCCGAGAAUUAUAUAAAAAUUUAUACUGAUUGUUGGAAUGGUGAACCAAUUAAUCGUCCAACUAUCAACCAGGUAGUCGAUGAAUUAAAAUCAUCAAGUAAUCAAAUUAAGAAUGAUUUUAACGUCAUAGUUGAUGAAUUAGUUGAUCUUAUUAAUAAAUCGGACGAAAAAAAAGAAAAAAAAGAAAUUUUUAAUUAUCUUAAUGAUCGUAAUAUAACAUCAAAAGAAAUUUAUGAUUGGUUAUUAAUUAGUCAAAAUAAUUCAAAAUCUAUUGUUUUACUUGGAGAAUUUAAUUAUUCAGGAAUUGGAACUAAUGUUAAUAAACAGAAAGCAUUUGAAUUAUAUCAAAAAGCUGCAAAUUUAGAAAAUAUUUCUGGAAUAAAUAAUUUAGGAUAUUGUUAUUCAUAUGGAAUUGGUACUAUUAUUGAUAAGAAUAAAGCAUUUGAAUUAUAUCAAAAGGCUGCAAAUUUAGGAAGUUGUACAGCUCAAUAUAAUUUAGCUUUCAUGUAUGAAAAUGGAAAAGGUAUUAUGAAAAAUAUUGAUAAUGCAAUUUAUUGGUAUGAACAAUCUGCUAAACAAGGGUUAAAAAUUGCUCAAAAUCAAUUAAAAAAAUUUGAGAAAUAA